Messenger RNA from Cucurbita maxima (winter squash), 1731 nucleotides. RefSeq names its product probable magnesium transporter NIPA2. Gene Ontology annotation, biological process: magnesium ion transport. The transcript has 9 exons. Lineage: Eukaryota; Viridiplantae; Streptophyta; Magnoliopsida; Cucurbitales; Cucurbitaceae. The record is from RefSeq and is a predicted model, not a curated record. Gene Ontology annotation, molecular function: magnesium ion transmembrane transporter activity. The coding region runs from base 314 to 1288 and encodes 324 amino acids. Gene Ontology annotation, cellular component: membrane.
GUGUACGAUUGUGGCCAAUCCUAGUUCGUUUUUGUGAAAUUAAAAAAUAAAUAAUAAAAAAAUUUAAAACAAAACAAAAAAGAAACAAAUGUAACGGAUUCACCAUUUGCCAUUUCGCGCCUCCAAUACCCCAUUCCUUCCUUCUCUCUCUCUCUCUCCCGCCCUCUCCUCUCCUUUCCGAUCCAAUUCGUUCCUUCCUCGAUCUCCAGCUUCCAAAUCCAUCAACAAUUUGAUGCUAUGAAGGAACUAAACGUAUCGUCUAUUUUGGCAUCGGAAGAUUUUCGCUGAAUCUUUUCUUUCUUUUGUAUAAGCAAUGGGAUUAUCUUCCGAUAAUAUCCAUGGCCUCAUUCUCGCUGUCUCUUCGAGUAUCUUCAUCGGUAGUAGCUUCAUUAUCAAGAAGAAAGGUCUCAUGAAAGCCGGUGCUUCUGGAACCAGAGCAGGUUCUGGAGGAUAUUCGUAUUUGCACGAGCCUAUGUGGUGGGCUGGGAUGAUAAGUAUGAUUAUUGGAGAGGUUGCUAAUUUCGCUGCUUAUGCUUAUGCUCCUGCAAUUCUUGUGACUCCUUUGGGAGCUUUAAGUAUAAUAUUCAGUGCAGUACUAGCCCAUUUCAUUUUGGAGGAGAGGCUACAUAUCUUCGGCAUGCUCGGGUGUGUUCUGUGUGUGGUGGGAUCAACAACUAUUGUUUUGCAUGCUCCUCAGGAGAGAAACAUUGAUUCUGUCAAGGAAGUUUGGAUGCUUGCUACGGAGCCAGGUUUUCUAGUAUACUCGGUGAUAGUUUUGGUUCUAGUUGCUGUUCUGAUUGUUCGAUAUGUGCCAAAAUAUGGACAGACCCACAUGGUUGUUUAUGUUGGAAUUUGUUCUUUAAUGGGUUCUCUUACGGUUAUGAGCGUUAAAGCAGUGGGAAUUGCACUUAAGCUGACAUUCUCCGGGAUGAAUCAGUUUAAGUACUUUGAGACGUGGUUUUUUACAAUCGUUGUGAUAGGAGGUAGCAUUUUGCAGGUGAACUACUUAAACAAGGCUUUGGACACGUUUAACACUGCUGUAGUCUCUCCAGUUUACUAUGUGAUGUUCACAUCACUCACCAUUCUUGCCAGUAUGAUUAUGUUUAAGGAAUGGGAUUCACAAAGUGCAUCACAAAUAGCUACCGAACUAUGUGGUUUUGUUACCAUUCUUUCGGGAACUUUUCUGCUGCAUAAAACCAGGGAUAUGGGUAACACGUCCUCCUCCGAAGUCUCAGCUGUUGCUAGGUCGCCGAAACGACAUAAUACCAACAACACAAAUUCUGACUAGCACACAGCAGCCAUUGUAAACAAAAGUUAAAAGCAGCAGAGCAUCACAGGCCCAAUCUUUUCCCACCAUCCAUCCAUAUACCCCCCCACAAGUAUGUCUUUGUUUAGAAUUGCAAGUUCUCUCUCAGAGCUCAUCAUCCAGGAAUAUCAUUGGUAGGGGGCAAUUUUUUGGAUGGAAGAUUCUUGUUAUUUUGUUGCACCAAGCCAAACCAACUGGCAGGCACACUGCUUCUCACGUUUCAUCUUGUGAGGUACAAAUUUAAAUACUAAUUUUAAAAAAGAAAAGAACAGAAAAUAUAUAUUACAGAUUGCAUUAAACAAUGUAAGGUACUCAAUAGAAGUUACGAGGCUAACAUUUGAGGAUACAUUUCAAAUUUCUGUAGACAUCCUUGGUUUGGAUUUGGAUUUGGAUUUGGAUUUGGGAUUGGGUUUGGGUUUGGAUUU